Messenger RNA from Paramacrobiotus metropolitanus, 1846 nucleotides. RefSeq names its product aquaporin-3-like. The coding region runs from base 548 to 1582 and encodes 344 amino acids. Gene Ontology annotation, biological process: glycerol transmembrane transport; water transport. Lineage: Eukaryota; Metazoa; Tardigrada; Eutardigrada; Parachela; Macrobiotidae. Gene Ontology annotation, molecular function: water channel activity; glycerol channel activity. The record is from RefSeq and is a predicted model, not a curated record. Gene Ontology annotation, cellular component: plasma membrane; basolateral plasma membrane. The transcript has 6 exons.
UGUCCAGCACCCGAUCACUGAAAAUAAAUGUUAUUUCUCAUCGGUUUAAUUUGAUGAAAAUUAUCUAAAAGCAAACAGGUUGUAUCGUGUAAAACAGCACAGACUUAUGCAAUCGCCACAAGGGAAAUUUUUUCUAAGCGAUCAUUACCCAGCAAUUAUUCCGUAACGGCUAAUCCAGUCAAGUUUUUCAGUACCAGACCGAGAAAUUUUGAAAAAAGCCGUCGGUUCGCACUUUGCACAAGACCCCGCCUCCGCCCGCUUGAUUGUGUAAGCGAUACACACGUCGAUUGGUUGAUUCGACAGCUCGGUUUCGGUCCGGGUUAGAUUGAAUAAUAACCGCAUGACUCACUGAUUUUUGGCGCUGGUCGAUAUUUUUAGCCAGUUCUUCAACAACAAAAAGGAUAUUCUGGGCUGUUUUGCAACUUUUGUUGUGGUUUUUUCCUCUUCCUUGUCGACGCGGGCCGGAUGAGAGUGCUGGGAUCUCCGUGCAGUGGGAUUUCUGAGUUGUACCGGUGAUUGUGCAGUAUUUGGCCUGAUUAUUUUGAAAAUGACCGUUUCCUGGCGGCGAACACUGAAGCGCGCUGUGGGCUUCCAGCAUGAGUAUAUUCGGUGCUUUUUGGCGGAGUUUUUCGGUUCAUUGGUUCUGGUGUACAUGAUUGACGCCAUGGCGGCACACGCCACCUUCAACCGGCUGCGGGUGUCGUCAGUGACCGGCGAACGCCAACCAGUGCAGCUGGUAUCCGGCCCGGAUCACACCCAUCUCAUCAUCGGCGCCGGUCUGGCCGUCAUGAUGGGCGUCCUGGUGUGCGGCGGCGUCUCCGGUGCCCAUCUGAAUCCGGCCGUGUCGCUGGCCUUCGCCGCGAUGGGGCGCAUUUCCUGGAAGAAGAUGCUGGUGUACAUGGCCGCGCAGUACAUCGGCGCCAUGGUCGCCUCGGCCGGCAUCUACGUCAUCUAUGUCGAUACAUUCAGCCUGUUCUCGGCCAGCCAGAGCAAUAUCACCGCCGCCAUCUUCGCCACCUAUCCCACGCCGCACAUCAGCUGGACGACGGCCUUCUUCGACCAGAUCGUGGCGACGUCGGUGCUGAUGUUCGGCGUGCUGGCCAUCAUCGACGAGAAGCUGUGGCACAUUCCCAGCAGCAUGGUCCCGCUGUACAUUGGACUGCUGAUCUCGGCCAUCGUGGCCUGUCUGGGUUAUAACACCGGCGCGGCCAUGAACCCCGCCCGGGACCUCAUGCCGCGAUUGUUCACCUACCUGGCCGGCUGGGGCGAGGAGACCUUCAGUACGCCGAACUUCAACGGCACGUAUAAAUGGUUCUGGAUCCCCAUUGUGGGCUCGCAUCUGGGCGCCUUACUGGGCGUGCUUAUCUACCAGUUCUUCAUCGCCGCCCACUGGCCGGAUGACCUUUUAGUCAAAGGCCAAGAGGUGCGCGGCGCCUCCGACCUGGACAGCGUCGACCUGGCCACAUUACGCACCACGCCCUCCCGCAGCACCCCCGCGCCCAUCUUCAAGCCCAAAUACAACGACCUUGGUGUGUCCCCGGUCAAUUCCGACGCCAAACGCGGUUUGUUGGAGUCGCCCUGAUUUUUAUCCGGUUUUUAUGGAUUAUCACGCCUCGGUGCUGUUUUCAGAGUAUUUUUCUAAUUUAUUAUUCGCGAUGUUUUUGGCCGCUUUUUGGGUUUGACUUGCUAGUCAAUUUUGGAUUUUUUAUUUGUUUAAAAAAAGAUGAAUAGACCGGUGUUUCAGAGAUGGAAUUUAUAAAAUAUUUUUAUUGAAUUUGUUUUCAAUUUUAUGAAUUCAUUGGCCAUUUAUUUUGAUGGUGGACGUGAGUCACGUGAUUAAACCAAU